AUGUCAACCUCAACCCAUACGCGUUGUCCCUCGCCGUCAUGUCCUUCCGCCCUCAAGGAAGCGGCUCUCCAGCUCCACUACCUCGCGGAAGGGGCCGCGAAUGUCAUAUACAGCGUGUCUGUUAUCUCACCGGACCAUCUGAAGCAUCACUCUCAUUGCUGCAUUAUGCGCCUACGGAAAGAUCUUUCCUUCACCAAGCCCGCACAGGAAGUCAUGUCAGACUUCAACACUGCGAUACUCCCUUUAUUUGGCGACGAAUAUAGGUCUCUGCUAAUGGAGCAGGCGUUGUAUCAGCUUCCAGUGGAAAUGGUGCAGAAGGCGAAUGACGAAUUGAGAGAGAUGGACCAAGUUGAUGAGUCGGCCGUGUCCGCUGAGGGGCUCAAAGCUGUAGGCAGAAAAGUUCGACAUGCCCACAGACGCCAUGUCUAUCUGCCGUCCUACCACGUGGAACAGUAUGGCAUUUUGAUGCAAAACUUGCAAGGCCCAGGGAUCGACUGGCUGAUCGAGUUCAAGCCAAAGUGGUUGGUCCAGAGUCCUAGCGCGCCCUCGGAUGCGAGAAAUUGCAGGACCUGUGCUCUCAACGCAAUGAGGAGAAAAGGUGGGAAGCAUAAAGGAAGAGGUGAUUGCGGGUUUUGUCCCUUCGACCUGCUGGUGGGGCCUGAGGAGGGGGACGUCUUGACCCGAGCGCUGAAGAAUAUAUGGCCGCUUAAUGAGGGGAUUGACAAGUUUGUGGCCGAAUUCACGAGUAAGGUCCAACCGGCUUUACGGCAUUUGCAGGGACUGGAGCAGGAGCAUGGCUCUGUGGGUUUGGACGACUUCCAGAAGCCAGCCGGCAAGGACUUUGGCGUUGCCAUGGCCUUGAGAGACUGUAGUGUCUUCUUGGCGCUCAGACGCAGCACCACCGAAGGAAUGGAUGUUGUGGACGUCAAGUUCGCGGAUCUGGAUUUGAAGACCACCGAGGGAGGAAAGGUACAGAAAUGGGCGGCCAUGGAGCAAGAACUGCUGGACGGCGGAUGGUAUUAUAAUUCAGAAGGGUCGGACUGCUCGCUAAAUCGUGCAAAGCGGUAG
Cladophialophora carrionii CBS 160.54 is the source of this 1068-nucleotide messenger RNA. RefSeq lists its product as uncharacterized. Gene Ontology annotation, biological process: inositol phosphate biosynthetic process. Gene Ontology annotation, molecular function: inositol-1,3,4,5,6-pentakisphosphate 2-kinase activity; ATP binding. Lineage: Eukaryota; Fungi; Ascomycota; Eurotiomycetes; Chaetothyriales; Herpotrichiellaceae. Gene Ontology annotation, cellular component: nucleus. The coding region runs from base 1 to 1068 and encodes 355 amino acids. The transcript has a single exon. The record is from RefSeq and is a predicted model, not a curated record.